UUUCACCCAAAGUUAUACACUGUUUGUUUACUGUUUGUCACGUAGUUGUAACAAGUAAUACAAAGUUGGUUUUGUGUGUUCCAUAGUGGUAUUUGUGAACAAGUGAGUUCUUUUGCUGAAUUCUGUGGUGAAAUAUGAUUGUGCCACCGUCAAACGCAGUUUCUGAUGAUUCAGAAGACGACGUUGAAAAUGCUGAAGUAGAUAUCUAUCGCAGGAAGUAUCAACUUCUGUUGGAAAGGUGUGAAGUAUUACAGCAAGACAAUGAAAGAUUGGUGCAUAGAAUUCAGCAUGUUAAGAGGAUGCUGCGGAGGUACAGGAGGGACAGGAAAUUUUUGAUGGAGUGCCUUGACCAGCAUGGAGAUAAUUGGCGGAAUGCAUACCUUCAACUUUCAUUAGAUGAACCAAGCUCUUCUGCAACAGUUAAAACGGAGAAGCAUCAGUCCAAAAAUAUAGAGCGGACACCUUCAACAAAGGGAACUGCAGCAAGCGAGAAGAUAAGUCGCAAAUCUGGGAAUAGUUCAACAGGAAAACGUAAAGGAACUAAACAUGCUGAUCCAAAUGCUCCAAAACGGCCAGCAAACCCUUUCUUACAGUUUUGUCAAGAACAGCGGCCAAUUGUUAUGGAACGCUUAGGACAUGAACAAAAAGGAGAAGCAGAAACAUCUCGUCAAGAACUUACAAGGCAGUUAGCUAGUCGGUGGAACACCCUUCCAGCUGAAGAUAAAAAGGUUUACUACGAUAUGUACGAGAAGUCAAAGGAGAAGUAUGCAGCCGAGAUGCAGAUGUAUGCAAAGCGUACCCAGACUCCUGUGGAAGAUGAUGUGUGAAAUGAAAUGAACUAAACUAACAAAUAUACAGCCACACGUGGAAUCAAACACACUGUUUGUUGGUAUCUGUUAUUUUGGAUGGAGGUUAGGAGUGCUUUGUCUUCUUGUGUAAAUUGAACACUGGAGUGAAAUGUGACAUUGGCUUGCAACCUCAGUUUGUCACUGUAUUUAUUUUCAUGCCAAUGUAUCUAGAGGCGGUGAAGCCAAUUAAAGAUAUGUGUAAGAAGAGCUUUCUUGGGGAAGUUGAAAUAAUGUGUCACUCCAGUAGAUACCUUUUUACUUAAGCUUGUUCCUCUUGAAUGGAUGGUGGCAGCUACAGGUUAAAGGCACAGACACCCAUUCCGGUACACUUGACCAAUGGUGGAACCUGUGUUUGUAAAGUAAAUUUACAAAAAGAAGACAUUUUACUACAUAUUUUUAGACAGCAGUAAAGGGCACGAGUUCUGUGUAGCAUGCUGCGAGAUGAAACAUGGCUGCAAGAUAGCGACCUGCUGCAGUAAUUCGAUUGUUGGUAGGUCUGGUAUAUCUAUUCCGUAUGAUAUUCUGUCACAUUACAGAGCUGCUUCCUGCUCCAUUCAUGGAUGUGACAUGGAAAGAAUAAUAAACUAAAAACUGUUUAUAUGACUGUGCAGGAAAUUCUUUUUUUUCCUACCCAUGCUGGCUGUGUGUGUGGCUGUUCCCAAGAGGUGAACAAGAUGUUACCAGUUCUGGAUCAGCAGAAGUUAGUUGGCUUUGGCCCACUUGUGUUUCGUAUCUGGUCACUGCCUAUCUCAGCGAUCUAAUACAGAAUUUUGCAUAUGUAGCCACAGGGAAGUGAAUGUUAUUCUGUGUUCCAAAUCAGUACAUCUAUUGACGAGUGAUUGAAGCCCAUCAUGGGCAGUACCAGAUACACCUUCGUCCUCAGAGAAUGACAAAGUGUACUAGAACUAUAUAAAUAAAGAUUUGUUCCAGUUGUCAUCAUGAACAGUGACAUAUAAGCAGGCUUCAGCUCUCUCAGAGUUUAUAAUUUUGCAAAGAUAAUCCUGGGAAAUCACUAGGAACUACUGGCUAAAAAGAGGUAAAUUUAAAAUUUAUGUACAGAACUUUCAUCAACACUUAUUUUUGAAGAACAAGAGCAACUUAUUGAUAUUUUUUUCAGAUUCCAAUUGAAAUCUAAGUUAAUUUCCUCAUUACUGCUAGAGUUUUGGGGCACAUUGAAGCAGGAGUAUCCACAAGUAGGUAACAAGACCCUACAGGUUUUGAUACUUGUUGCAAGAUCCUACUUACUUGAUGUAGGUUUUGUUAGCACUGGCAGUCAUCAUCACGAAAUACAGAUUGCAAAUGACUGUAGAGAAAGAGAUGCAAGUUGCAAUUUCCAAUCUUCUCUCAAGAUUUGAAGAACUGAUGACAAAGUUCAUUGAAAUGUGUUUCCAAUAAUUAAUAAAGAAAUUACUAUACUUUGAAUUAGUUGUGAUGUGCAAAAGGAGUCACUAGUAUUUAUGUUUCGCUGUGGACCCAAGACACUUAAAGACCACUGCACUGGAUUAAUAAAGCUGCAAUAAUAAACACUGAUUUUUGAAAUCCCACCAUAGCAUAGUGGUUAAGUUAUUUGGCUGGUAUGCUGAAGCCAAUGGACUCCCAUUAUUGAUACUGCUGAAUCAGACAGUAGCAACAAUGUUAAUGAAUUAUGAAUGGAUGAGAAAUAUAAUGAGACUAAUUUAAAGCGAUUUUUGUGCACUUAGAAGUCAGUAUCACAUGUUAAUAAAUGUUCAGAAUUGUAAUCAAUCUUUUUAUUGCUACACUCCAAGUUUUACUACUGGUCCUCUUUAAUUUUAAAUUGGUUAUGAGAACUGGUAUGGAAUUAGUAGCAAUAAGCACCAUCAUUCAAUAUGAAACUAACCAUUUCAAUUCCACAAGUCCUGAAAGCUUUUGUUAUAUGCUCUCUUAGUUUUUAAGUAUGUAAAUAAGCAAUAUGUAGCAGUUGACAGCUGAUAUGGUGGCCAGUAUCAGAAUGCAUUCAUCUCCUUGUGAAUACACUACAGAUGCUACUUAUAGUGGACGUAUAACCUUGUAAGAAUGCCUAAUGAAACCUGUAGAACUGGUUAGCCCUUCUGGUCUUAAGUAUUGAUCAUGAAAAAAGCUGUUGUUCUUCAGUAUGUAUGAAAAUGUGGCUAAUCAGUAUAGAAAUAUUCUGCAGCAAAAUGAUUUAAUGACACAUUUUGUACACCACUGCAAUGUGAGCCAUGGAAAUAAAUUUGAGUCACAGCAUCAAA
Messenger RNA from Schistocerca americana (American grasshopper), 3079 nucleotides. RefSeq names its product high mobility group protein B2. The transcript has 5 exons. Gene Ontology annotation, molecular function: transcription cis-regulatory region binding. NCBI's taxonomy places the organism in Eukaryota, Metazoa, Arthropoda, Insecta, Orthoptera, Acrididae. The coding region runs from base 135 to 827 and encodes 230 amino acids. The record is from RefSeq and is a predicted model, not a curated record.